This is a messenger RNA of Diatraea saccharalis (sugarcane borer), 2447 nucleotides long. NCBI's taxonomy places the organism in Eukaryota, Metazoa, Arthropoda, Insecta, Lepidoptera, Crambidae. The record is from the annotation of a GenBank genome assembly.
AUAUAUGUUAAGUGACGUUUCGUUGAGCCAAGCGAAAGCGUAUCUUGUUUGUCUUUUCUUUACAAACUUUAAGUGGUAUUACAUGAAAUAAAUGUGAUAGAAUAAACGAAAUAUAAAUCGGAUUAUUAUAAUGACACUCAAAUCGAAAAUAUCAACUAAUGACACAGAUUCAGGGUCAGACUCUGACAGUGGUUCAAGCGGCAGUCAUAGCAAGAGCCCUAGUCCAGCUCCUUCUGGUAAAGAGGGAAGUCGUUCUCGGUCUGCUUCAAAAAGUCCAGCAAGAUCAGGGAGUGAGUCAGCAAACUCUAAUAGAUCCCGAAAAUCAUCAAAUGCUUCUCGAAGUAAAUCGAACUCUCCUGCACCAUCUAACAGAUCUCGUUCGGGCUCAGCUCGCAGUAAUAGGUCUGGCUCCUCCAGUCCUAAAUCUCAGGCAUCUGACAGCCAGAAAACAAGAGCUUCUAGAUCAAGGUCUGGAAGUGGCUCUAGAAGAUCCCGUUCAGGAUCUGGUAGUGCUCGAUCUCGUUCAGGCAGUGCCAAAUCUCGAUCAGUAAGCCCUAAGUCCGCUGCACAAAGUCCAAAAUCACGUAGCUCAAAAUCUAGAUCUCAGAGUCCAAACUCAGGGUCAAAAAGUCCAAAAUCUAGGUCUCAGAGUCCAAAGUCUCGUUCCCAUAGUCCAAAAUCAAGAUCUCACAGUCCUAAAUCUCAAACUGCUAAAAGUAGAUCUCGUUCAAAAUCUCGAAGUGGAAGCCCAAAAAGCAGGAAAUCCAGAUCUGGAAGUGGUUCCUCUAGGUCCAAGAGUCCAGUUACAAGAGAAGAUGUUCAGGACAGUAGGUCAAAUUCACCAAACCUUAUGAUAGAUGAUGAUCAAGGAAAAGAGAAGUCUAAAAGUAGAUCAAGAUCGGGAUCCCGACAAUCCAGGUCAAAAUCACGCAGCAAAUCCAAAUCUAAGAGCCGAUCACGAUCAAGAUCUAAGAGCUCUGAGGUGGAAACUGAUAAAAAGAAACGUGCUGUUUUGUCAGACUCUGAUAGCGAUGCGGAUACCAAAGGUGCACCCAAACGUAAGAAAGAAGGUUCAGAGAGUGGUUCAGACAGUAGCAGUAAACCUGAAAAAAAGAAGUCAAAAAAAAUCAUUGACUCAGAAGAUGAAAAUCAGGAAAAGACUGUGACGGCCGAUGCUUUAUUUGGUGAUGCGUCGGAUAUUAGUACGGAAGACGAGGGUGAGAAGAAGUCGAGGUCGGGCUCCCGCUCAAGGUCAAGGUCGAGGUCGAGGUCGCGCAGUCGCAGUGCACAAAGGUCGGACGAUGAACGCCGUUCUGGUGAUGAAGCGAAGGCUAGUGGAGAAGAGGAGAAUAGAGAGAAACCAGAAGAGGAAGAGGAACAGGAGAUCCCGGAAACUCGUAUAGAUGUCGAUAUGCCCAAGAUAUGGAUUGAGCUCGGCAAGGAGCUGCAUUUUGUGAAGUUGCCCAACUUUUUGUCAGUAGAGACUAGACCUUAUGACCCAAACACUUAUGAAGAUGAGAUCGACGAAGAGGAAACUUUGGAUGAAGAAGGUCGAGCUAGAUUGAAAUUGAAAGUAGAGAACACAAUACGUUGGCGUACGAUAUUCGACAAAGAAGGCAACGCAUGCAAAGAAUCGAACGCCCGUAUGGUUAAAUGGUCUGAUGGCAGUAUGUCUCUACAUCUCGGCUCUGAAAUAUUCGACGUAUACAAACAACCUUUACACGGCGAUCACAAUCAUCUGUACGUUCGUCAAGGCACAGGUCUCCAAGGGCAGGCCGUGUUCCGUACCAAGUUAUCGUUCAGGCCUCACUCGACUGAGUCAUUCACUCACAGGAAGAUGACACUCUCUCUAGCGGACAGAUCCACUAAGACGUCCGCCAUUAAAAUCCUGUCGCAAGUCGGUGCCGAUCCUGACGCCGAUAGGAAAUAUCAGUUGAAGAAAGAAGAAAUGGAACUGCGCGCAGCGAUGCGAUCGCGAGCUUCAACUCGUCCUAAGAGGCGAGCGGGGGGCGGGGGUGGGGGAGGGGGGCGCGGCGCCGGCGCCCGGGCCGGGGAUGACUCGGAGGACGAAGGCGGAGUCUCAUUGCAGGCAAUCAAGAACAAAUACAAGCAGGGGCAGAAAGCGACGGCAGGCGCGGCAAUCUACUCCUCCGAGUCUGACGGGUCCGAUGUCGAAACUCGUCGCGCUCGUCGUCUGGAUCGUGCUAAAGCACUCAAAGACUCUGACUCCGAAGGAAGCGCAGCGGAAGGCGGCGGCGAUACGCCACAGCGUAGCCGCAGUGCUAGUCACACUGGCAGCGGCAGCGGGAGCGAGUAACCUUAGCAUGAUAGAUUUAAGUUUGACUAAACAUUGCGGGCGGGCUAAAUUAUAUAUGGCAACGCUGAAACAUGAAAAUAUGUCUGAAUGCUCUAGAUAUUAAGUUAUUGUAAAUAAAUUAUAGCGUAAU